Messenger RNA from Knipowitschia caucasica, 2061 nucleotides. The record is from the annotation of a GenBank genome assembly. Lineage: Eukaryota; Metazoa; Chordata; Actinopteri; Gobiiformes; Gobiidae.
AUGCAAGAAAUAUUUCUGAAACAGAGAGCCGCCUGCACCAGGAGCAGAGAGCCGCCUGCACCAGGAGCAGAGAGCCGCCUGCACCAGGAGCAGAGAGCCGCCUGCACCAGGAGCAGAGAGCCGCCUGCACCAGGAGCAGAGAGCCGCCUGCACCAGGAGCAGAGAGCCGCCUGCACCAGGAGCAGAGAGCCGCCUGCACCAGGAACAGAGAGCCGCCUGCACCAGGAGCAGAGAGCCGCCUGCACCAGGAGCAGAGAGCCGCCUGCACCAGGAGCAGAGAGCCGCCUGCACCAGGAGCAGAGAGCCGUCUGCACCAGGAGCAGAGAGCCGUCUGCACCAGGAGCAGAGAGCCGCCUGCACCAGGAGCAGAGAGCCGCCUGCACCAGGAACAGAGAGCCGCCUGCACCAGGAGCAGAGAGCCGCCUGCACCAGGAGCAGAGAGCCGCCUGCACCAGGAGCAGAGAGCCGCCUGCACCAGGAGCAGAGAGCCGCCUGCACCAGGAGCAGAGAGCCGCCUGCACCAGGAACAGAGAGCCGCCUGCACCAGGAGCAGAGAGCCGCCUGCACCAGGAGCAGAGAGCCGCCUGCACCAGGAGCAGAGAGCCGUCUGCACCAGGAGCAGAGAGCCGCCUGCACCAGGAGCAGAGAGCCGCCUGCACCAGGAACAGAGAGCCGCCUGCACCAGGAGCAGAGAGCCGCCUGCACCAGGAGCAGAGAGCCGCCUGCACCAGGAGCAGAGAGCCGCCUGCACCAGGAGCAGAGAGCCGCCUGCACCAGGAGCAGAGAGCCGCCUGCACCAGGAGCAGAGAGCCGCCUGCACCAGGAACAGAGAGCCGCCUGCACCAGGAGCAGAGAGCCGCCUGCACCAGGAGCAGAGAGCCGCCUGCACCAGGAGCAGAGAGCCGUCUGCACCAGGAGCAGAGAGCCGUCUGCACCAGGAGCAGAGAGCCGCCUGCACCAGGAGCAGAGAGCCGCCUGCACCAGGAACAGAGAGCCGCCUGCACCAGGAGCAGAGAGCCGCCUGCACCAGGAGCAGAGAGCCGCCUGCACCAGGAGCAGAGAGCCGCCUGCACCAGGAGCAGAGAGCCGCCUGCACCAGGAGCAGAGAGCCGCCUGCACCAGGAGCAGAGAGCCGCCUGCACCAGGAGCAGAGAGCCGCCUGCACCAGGAGCAGAGAGCCGCCUGCACCAGGAACAGAGAGCCGCCUGCACCAGGAGCAGAGAGCCGCCUGCACCAGGAGCAGAGAGCCGCCUGCACCAGGAGCAGAGAGCCGCCUGCACCAGGAGCAGAGAGCCGCCUGCACCAGGAGCAGAGAGCCGUCUGCACCAGGAGCAGAGAGCCGUCUGCACCAGGAGCAGAGAGCCGCCUGCACCAGGAGCAGAGAGCCGCCUGCACCAGGAACAGAGAGCCGCCUGCACCAGGAGCAGAGAGCCGCCUGCACCAGGAGCAGAGAGCCGCCUGCACCAGGAGCAGAGAGCCGCCUGCACCAGGAGCAGAGAGCCGCCUGCACCAGGAGCAGAGAGCCGCCUGCACCAGGAGCAGAGAGCCGCCUGCACCAGGAGCAGAGAGCCGCCUGCACCAGGAGCAGAGAGCCGCCUGCACCAGGAACAGAGAGCCGCCUGCACCAGGAGCAGAGAGCCGCCUGCACCAGGAGCAGAGAGCCGCCUGCACCAGGAGCAGAGAGCCGUCUGCACCAGGAGCAGAGAGCCGCCUGCACCAGGAGCAGAGAGCCGCCUGCACCAGGAACAGAGAGCCGCCUGCACCAGGAGCAGAGAGCCGCCUGCACCAGGAGCAGAGAGCCGCCUGCACCAGGAGCAGAGAGCCGCCUGCACCAGGAACAGAGAGCCGCCUGCACCAGGAGCAGAGAGCCGCCUGCACCAGGAGCAGAGAGCCGCCUGCACCAGGAGCAGAGAGCCGACCGAGUCUGAACCCCGAGGACCAAGCAUGAACCCCGACGACCGAGCUCGAGGACCGAGCCUGAACCCCGAGAACCGAGCCAGAACCCUGAGGACCAAGUCUGAACCCCGAGGACCAAGUCUGAACCCCGAGGAACGAGUCUGA